GUCAAGAGAAAGUGGAGAUCGCGUGUGAGGAACAACUUGGAGUCAGAGAGCCCGGGCUGCCAACAUGUCCCGCAGAAAGCAGUCUAACCCCAAGCCGCUAAAGCGUCCAUCAGACGAAGAGAGCGAAGACGGGGAAGGAGGGGAGAUAACCACAUCUGACAUUAAGCCGAAGAUAGAGUUACCUCCCGAUAUCCUGGAGUUGCAGCCGUGUAAUGAGGAAGGACGGGAAAUGACAGUGUGCGGGGCGAUACGCCUGCCCAGGGGAGGCAGUCUAGGUCCGUUCAUAGGGGAACCUGUUGAGCCAUCGGACCUAAACAAGGAAGACAAACAGACUAUUAUUGAGUUUACCGAUCAUCACGGCCAACCAGUGUUCCUAAAGAUGGGUGAUAACGGACGCUGGCUGUCACUAAUAAAGAAAAAAGACAAGCACACAGCUAACUGCUUAGUGUAUUACGACGGUGAUAAGGUUUGGUGCGAGAUCAAGCGUGACGUCCUCAUACAUUCCGAGCUGACUGCUGUGUUCACCGUGGAUAACCCGGAAGUCAACUCGCCCCGGCCGGACUCACCGCUCUGCGUGGACGACACGGAUAUGCCGGACAUUAGGGUGGGAGUGAGCACAGACUCCGUGAGCCCACUCAGCUCACCACGGAAAUCUCCGCCUGUUCCACGGCCAGAACAAACCUCACCUGUACAUCCACUGAUCUAUCCCUGUCCAUUCUGCGCUGUCAGAUUUAGCAGCCCUCGCACCCUAGAUGCGCAUGUCCAGUUUUACUGCUCUAAGAAACCCCCGGAUUUAGUGAUGACGACAGACUGUCAUCUUCCAUCGUCUCACUUCAGCCCAACGGGUUUCCGAGAAGGGAGUCGCCCUGGCAAAGUCUCGGCUCGGUCGUCAGCGCAGGAGAAGUGCGGUGCGUCAGAAGAUGAGCGCUCAAUGGACUCGGGGCGUUCCGUAGGCUCCAGCCCGGUGUCUUCAGAGCGGGAGUUGGCCGACAGGCAAAAUAACAAAGAUUUACUUAAGUGUCAGAGUUGUCCCUACUCCUGCUGGUCUAUUUCUAGUCUCACUCGGCACAAGAACAAAAUCCACGGCGUUCAGUCCCAAAAGAAGAACGAAGAACAGUUUCCUACAGUGUCCCCUAGUGACAUGUUUUGUUACGAUUGUAAUAUACAGUUUUCUUCCAUGUCGACGUACAGGGGCCACAAAGACUACUAUUGCCCUAAACGCUUGACAGAAUCAGAACCUAGCUCUUCCUUAUCUCCCAAUCAAAGAUCUGCUAAUAUGAAACACAGCCCUCAGCACUCGCCAGAGAGUGUCAUGUUGGCGUCACCAACGUUCAGAACUAAGGCAAUGUCAUCGAAGGACAACCAGAUGUACUCUGGCAUUGUGGUCCCGACGCAGUUUUUGUCUCCUUCUAUUCCAAUUUCCAUGGGCAAUCAACCGACGGUACUACUGGCUGCCCCCAUCCUGGCUUCGGGAGGACUGGCGAACAUAGCGAUGCCGGCAAUCAUCAUGCAGCCAGUGGUGAGCAACAGAGAGACAAGUCCUGGUACAAACCAAAAAACGGUUUCAAGUUCUGAGAAAAGUCCGCUAAGGGAAAUGUCCCCAGAGAUGAAGCAAGAAGAGACGAAAGAACAAGCGGAUUUGCCCCUUGACCUUAGCACGAAGAAUUCGUCACGAUCGUCCGGGGACAAAGAGAAAACGGAUUCUACAAAGGGUAAGAAGACUGAGGACGCGCAUUUGGAAGAAACCGUGCGGGAUUUGUCCAUCUCGUCGCGUCGCUCCCAGGGGGAGCGCCCGUCAGCUGAGAAGUCUGUCAAUCAACUCAGAGCAGAGGGAUCGAGUCCUACAGGGGACAGGCCUGAAUCCGGGUCUUGUAAACCUGGCUGUCGUGCAGACAGCGAGAUGGCGCCAUCACCUAAGUCUGAUCUUACUGAGGGGAAGUCUUUGAUAGCGCCGAGUCAGUUCUUAGUGUAUGACCAUCUAGCGCCGUCUUACGUUCAUGGGCAGUUGAUACCGAACCCAGCGUUUCUCUACGGGCGUAUGCAGAAUGAUAUGAUACAUGGUGACUCUAGACUCAACGCGACUUCUCCGCAUGUCAGCAAAUGCCUCGACUGCAAUAUUGUGUUCUUCAAACAUGAAAACUUUCUCAUUCACAAGAAGCACUAUUGUGCAAGUCGGAAACGUAGUCCAGAGGAUCGGCGAUAUGAUGGGUACGGCUCUGUCUCCGUGCAAGACGGCGACAUUCACACAAGUGGCGCUGGUUCGCGCCUCUCUCCGAGGAAGAACGAAACAGAAUAUAGAACGGGUAUGAAAGCCAAAGUUCCGGAUAACUACGGUCCCAAAGCUGUGACUGAAUCUCGGCAAACUCCUAUCGCCCUCACCAAGAACGGCUGUACUCCACAACUUCUAUACUUCUGCAACGCGUGUUCUAUAAAGUUCAGUUCUGCCGACACUUUACAAGCCCACAAGGAAUUUUACUGCUCAGAGAUAAAAUCGAAAGUAGUUCAGGAAAAUUCAGUGCGAGUUUCCCGUGUUGAUCCACGUGACGUUACUUCCCCUCAAGAUGAGGUCGAGAAGAAACCCGGUGUGUUCUCUUGCACCGAUUGUAAUAACUCCUACCCGUCGGCCAGACUCCUUAAGUUACACUUCUGUAACACGAACACUUCCAAAACCUCGUUGUUUAGAUGUCUCUAUUGCGACUUUGUCGCGCAGACGGAAAACAAAUAUGUGGAUCACAUGAAGGCCCAUGCGCCUUCCAAGGUGUACCGCUGUGCUUUGUGUGGUUACCGGGGCAACACGAUCAGAGGAAUGCGCAUGCACGGAAAGAUGCACGUGGACCAGGGAUCAGAGUUCACGGAUGAACACAUGUUAGAGUUUGAGGAACCUCCGCAAAUACCUGCUACUCAUGUCAGUGGAACUGGUGUGGGACCCAUCGACGUGGAAGCCGAACUCAUCCGAAUGAAAAACGAACCGUAUAAAAGGCGGCGAUCCAGAAAAUCGUACGAAAAAUCCGAGUAUUCUCCCUCACCGAAAAAACAUGGCCGGCAUGUGUGUCCCAUUUGCUACGCUGUCUAUCCAGACAGUGGAACGCUGUCAGAUCAUAUGCAGAUGCACAUAUCCAGCUCAAAGUACACAUGCCGGGCGUGUGAUUUUACAACUGACCACAAAUCUGUUCUGAUCGAGCACAUGCAGAGUCAACACGACAAUUCGAGUGGUAGGCGAGAAACUCCGAGCACUGAUACGGACACUUCCACCGUGAAAACGGAAAACUCAGAGGAGGAGAAAACGUCACAGAAACAAACCAGUCCGCGUAAGUUUUCUGGCAAUUCACAGAGAGAUUCUUCCAGCGACUUCCACACGUCUUCGCCCACAUCGUCUCCUGUAUCGCCGCCAGCUCUGAAGAAGAUUAGCUCAAGUAAAUCUCCAACUGUGGAGAGUGUGGAAAACGGGUUUGGCGAACACGCCGAAAAGGAGAAUGUUCCGCUGCCAAUCAGUAGUUGUGUCAGCGCGCUUACCCGGCAGCCAGGGGAUCACUAUGACGACACGUCCAUACAACAGGACACUGACAAGCUGGGGCCAAAGUACUGUAAAUCCUGUGAUAUUAACUUCACGUUCUUGUCUUCCUUCUUGGCGCAUAAACGAUACUACUGCUCGGGGGUGUGCCCCAGAGAAAGGGACACGGACACACUGGCUAACACUUCCCUUACCAGGCAGCAACACUAAACUUACGUGAACUAUUAAGUGUGAAAUUCAUGUUGGGGUUAUCUGAUUCUGUAUGCCUGCGCCUGAUUUUAUACGUUACUGACUUUGAAAGUGAACAAGCAAGAUAAGAAAAAACAAGGGACAUUACUGUCGGCAUUGGAUGAUUGAGGGGAGAUAACUUUGCGGCACGAAUCGGAUCAAGUGAACAUUUUUCUGAGCUCAGUUUCGAAUCUCACGGAAAAUAAUAACAUUUUAUUGACUGACAACAGUGUUGUUGUAAACAGAGAUGUCUUAUGUAACCACACCAAUGAUUUAAACAAAUCCACAGUGUUAUGAGAAGUGUAGAUAUUUAUUUAGUGAAGCCGUACAGCAGCGAGGAACAGAAUUGCUUUCAACCAUGAUAUCAGAUAUACAAAAUGUUACAAAGUCGAUAUAUUGGUUGGUGUCUAACACCAAGUGUGUAAUUAUUGAAAUCUCUUAACAAAAGGAACAUGGAGUGAAAGUUUUUGUGAAGAGUUUCGUUUUUGUCUUUGAUGUUGUACACAAUGAUUCAGAUGGUGUACCUGUUCACCGGUUUCCAAGAAAUCCAUGUGCAGGGCGAGAAUUUACAUCGUCGUCAAAUAUUCUAUUCGUCUACGAGAGAAUUAGUGUAAAUUACAUGAAGUGUAUAAACAGGAAAAUACGGAAGGCCUAACUGGGGACGUUAUAUUCUGGACAGAGUAAAAGCUUUGUGCCAUUAUAUACAGGUACCUAUUCACGUGUCUUUUUGCGCAUGCGAUUCUUGCGCGACAGAAAAUAGUUUGAGAAGCGAAGACGAUAUCUAUGUGCUAAAGUCUUCCAGUUGUUUCUUUUUUGUGAUACUGUACUGAGCCAUACUGUUAAGGAAAUGAUUGACCCAGAAAAAACCCAGAUGUUUGAGGAAGCAGAUGUCAAUCAUAUAUGCAAAAAAAAAUCUUAUUUGUGAGAAUUUGGUAACUUAGAUCUGAGAUUUUGAUAGUGCUUGACCCAAGUAAUCACGGUCAGAAUUAUUCUUUGUGUGUACUAACACACGUUAUAUAUUGCAUUUCUCGAUAAAUUUGCUCUUUGGCAAAUGCUAUAAUCAAAGAAGGCGUCUAUGACCUCGACAAUAUGGCCUAUCUUAAAAUUCAAAUACUUUAAUUCAUUUAAUUCUAUUAAAAUUUUUAAAAAUCAAUAAAGAUAUUUUGAACACAGUAUUCAGUGAUGUGUGUUAUGAUGAAGACUUAUUUUGCCCUUGUCGCUUUCUUUUCCUGCAAGAAAUGGUGCAUUAUAUGACUCUAAUCACGUUCAUGCAGCGGAUUCGUCAAAAUAUGAUUUCUAAUAAAUCACUGUCAGGUCUGAUACACUUGCUCCUAACACAUACAUUUUUUUCUGGUGAAUAUCAUUUCCUUUCACAUCGGUUUUCAUAAUGUGCUAUUAUUUUUUGACGAUUGUCAGAUGUGUUAUUGUUUCAUAAUUUGUAAUGAUCCAUUCCCCAGUGCUGUCUGUAUGACCUUGACGUAAUUGUACUACAGUUAUUUUGACCUUCAAAAUAAAUCUUCAUAUA
Molecule: messenger RNA, 5264 nt
Organism: Liolophura sinensis
Lineage: Eukaryota; Metazoa; Mollusca; Polyplacophora; Chitonida; Chitonidae
Product: zinc finger protein ush-like
Exons: 6
Coding region: 65-3721 (1218 amino acids)
Biological process (GO): negative regulation of transcription by RNA polymerase II; heart development; cell differentiation
Cellular component (GO): nucleus
Molecular function (GO): RNA polymerase II-specific DNA-binding transcription factor binding
Source: RefSeq, a predicted model, not a curated record